Messenger RNA from Daldinia caldariorum, 3122 nucleotides. RefSeq names its product kinase-like domain-containing protein. The record is from RefSeq and is a predicted model, not a curated record. The transcript is spliced from 10 exons. Gene Ontology annotation, biological process: protein phosphorylation. NCBI's taxonomy places the organism in Eukaryota, Fungi, Ascomycota, Sordariomycetes, Xylariales, Hypoxylaceae. Gene Ontology annotation, cellular component: cytoplasm. The coding region runs from base 54 to 2903 and encodes 949 amino acids. Gene Ontology annotation, molecular function: protein serine/threonine kinase activity; ATP binding.
CCUCAAAAUUGUUUAUCCAAUACGCGGCUACAGGCCUUCAGUAAUCAAGAAAAAUGGACGACCCGGAUAGGGUGAUGCACGAUUACCCGGAGGAUUUUGACCGAGGCAUAUAUGGGAAUCCCGAAGGGUUUUCGGAACAUUAUAGAGCUGUGAACGCCCUCUGGGCACGUUAUCGAGAAGAGGGCGGCGCCUACGAAGGGGGCUUUAGAUCAUACCGUGUAGACCGAGAGGAGUGGGCGGAGCAACCGUUUCCGAGGCCAGGAGAAGCCAACCCUCGAGACUAUGUCAUAAAGAAAAAUUGGAAUCGGACCCCGUACAAGCAUGACGCUUGGGAAAGUACUUGGCCGCCGUUCGUACUUAAUACGUCGGAUAUAUGGGAUGAGCCGUACAGGAACGAUAUCCGGCAGAGAUGUCGCGAUGCUAUACAAUUUUUUGAGAGGCACCCCCCGAGAAAUCUUAUGGCUCUGAAAGUGCUGGGCUAUGGUGCGAAUGGUAUAGCUAUUAAGUUCGCGCGCCUAAAUCCACCUAAGGAACUGGUCAUCAAGAUUGGUCGCAAGGGCUGGUUUAGCCCGGAAAUCCGUCGCGAAGAACGAAUGAUGAAGGAAGUAGCCCGCGGGGCUCAUAGUGUCCAGAUGGUCAAUCCGGCUCAUGUCAUUGCUGCAAACGUUCAGCCGUUUGAGUACGAAUACAUAGACCAAUAUGAUUCGAGCGACGAUGACGACGAUCUACCUUCCUUACCUCCAUCGGAUGUAGAAACUUUAGACGAUAAUCGUUUCUACUCGGGCUGGAACGAUAGUCGGAGGCACACUUUUGAAAACGACCCCGAAGAUCAAGAGGACAAGGUUCGGCUUCACCGGAUAAGGAUGAGAGAAAAGGACGAAUUGAUCGACCGUAUGAUCCGUGACCGUGACCCGAACGAUCCUGAGAACCCACUCUCCCGCCACGACUAUAUCAUCCUAGAGUAUUUGGGCAAUGGCGACUUGGGGCAUCUCAUCCAAAGAAUUGAGAAGGCCAGCUUACCAAGAGAGGAAAAAAGGGUUCCAAAUCGUGUCCUUUGGUCCUUUUGGCUUUGCUUGGUUAGGGCAUGUGUUGGCUUGGAGUUUCCUCCGCGGAUGUACCACCCUGAGCGACACGACAGACAUGAUCCGGCCAAGAUACGAAGGGCGCUAGAGGAAGCGGCUGCUUCGAAUCCCGAAGGCGGGCCUGAUCAGUGGAAAGGUACCGGAGAUGACCUUUAUGAAGAGGUCCCACCCACUCGUAAGAGAUGGGCUGGGAGGCGAUUGGUCCAUUUUGAUAUCGACGCUAAAAAUGUCCUCAUCGGCGGCCCAGAUAGAAAUGCUAGAGACGGCGAGCAUGCUAUAAUUCCUAGACUGAAGCUUGCGGACUAUGGACGUGCAAGAAUAAUAAAGCCUAACAAGGGAAACCAGUAUUAUCUUCGACAUCGGUUCACCGGGAAAUACGGCCAUUAUGCCCCUGAACAAUUUGGAACGGAUUGGGAUCACGUAAAUGUUGAAACCACGUCGGGUUGGGAACUUGCGGAAGAAAGAGUAGCUGGGCAUUACGGAUCACCUAUGAACGUAUGGGGGAUUGCGCUGACCUUAUGGACGCUCAUGACGGUAUCUCGCCCGCCGGUCCCGCCACAGCGGAGCGCGGAAGAACCGAUUCACUAUGCGGCAUUGCUCAUGGAUGAUCCCGAGCUUGGUUAUAUAGACGAAGACCUCCGAAGAACAAUUACGCAAUGUAUGAGGCAUCACCCGGAAGAGCGACCACCACUAGAUACUUUAAUGAGGGGGGCGAAAGAAGGCUCAGUGCGAAGAUAUCCUGGAGAAACUGAUCAUAUGAUUAGAAACUGGGUUCAGACAUUUAUCUAUGAUGCUGUUCAGCCAGACAAUGCCCCUCCUUUAAACCCAUAUGGACCGUACCCUUAUCCCGAAAACGUGGAACCUCCGGCCCCGGCCCCGGCCCCUGCCCCUGUCAAAGUACCGUGGAAUCCUUUUGCACCUCAUGGACCUGCUCCUGGACCCGCACCGCCUCCAUGGGGUGCCGGUCCUUUUGGUCUUCCUGGGCCCGCUCCUGGACCUGCAGGACCUCCAGAUGCUCUGGGACCUCCAGGACCCAACCCCCUCGGUCCUAUUGGUCCUCCUCCGCCCGCUCCUCGUCCACACCACGUUCUCCCGGAUCUUCCUGCCGAUCCGCCAUUAGCGCCACCAAGGGAAGGAGAUGUCGAAGAGAUUGUGAUUUGGGAAGACGAAGCGCACGCAGAUGGCGAAGACGACGACGGCGGCGAAGACGAUGAAGAUGACGCAGUGCCAGACGGUGGAGGUGGAGGCGUGGGCGAAGGUGGUGUUGUAUGGGUCGAUCCGAACGAGGAUGAGUGGGAUGGCUUUGACGAAAACGCCGAAAAUAUUGAUCCGUUCGCAGGUUUCGACGGGCCUGACGUUCCAAUGGACGAUGCACCACCUUUACCUGGUCCCAUAAAUCCACCACUGGUUCCCCCUGACGCAGUGCAAUGGCUACCCCCGCAACCCCCGCCACCGCCACCACAAGAACCUGGUGGUCCAGUGCAGUGGCUACCACCGCAACCGCCUCAACCCGGUGGUGGCCCAUUACAAUGGAUACCGCAACCUCUGCAGCCGCCGCCAAAUCAAUUCGGAUUCUUCGCCGGCGCAGGCCAGGGGCCGGCGAAUAACAUACCCGGGCUGCCACAACGGGAGCCUCAAGGCCUUGCGAACCGGGUUAUAAAACGGAUGCAAAAUUUCGGACACCCCCGCCCUCCAAGGCACGGGCUAGCUCUGCCUCGUAAACGCCGUAGAGAUGCUCUUCGCGAACGGCUCCAACAUAUGUUCGACCGCCAUCAAAGAGGCGGCCAUCAAGGAGGCGGCCAUCAGGGAGGUGCUCAUUGAUAAACAUCCUGGAACGUCAUUUGGUUCCUAGCUUUUAUAUAACAUGUUCUUCUAGGGGAGGGCGAAGUCAAUAUUGACUUGAUUGAUUUAGCAAGAAAUAUAUUUCCGGUAUAUGAAGGUUAUUUUGUUAGUUACCUGGAGCUAAAACAGGUAGGGCAUGUCGUUUAGGUAUUUAUGUAGUAUAUACUUUAGAAUAUUCGCAUGGUAUUUUUAUUUUUA